This is a messenger RNA of Haliotis rubra (blacklip abalone), 1787 nucleotides long. RefSeq names its product vitelline envelope sperm lysin receptor-like. The transcript has 10 exons. The record is from RefSeq and is a predicted model, not a curated record. NCBI's taxonomy places the organism in Eukaryota, Metazoa, Mollusca, Gastropoda, Lepetellida, Haliotidae. Bases 105 to 1088 code for a protein of 327 amino acids.
GCACGUGCACAUGGAUUUCAUUGGAUGUAUAUAAAGCUUUGUCGACAAAACUGUAUGAGACGGUCCGAGUUUGAGCUUUCUAUUGUUGCGCCGAAAGGUGAAAAAUGGAAGCAAUUUUCUUUGUUCUUGGCUUCAUAGCUACCGUCCAGGCUGUGGUACCUCCGGGAUAUUUAUUGGACAUCGAACCGGACUGUGGAAAAAACGGUAUCGCCGACGCAGCAGUACAUCUGUUGACCGAUUAUGAUGCUGAGGCUAAAGCAUUUUGUGGAGGCAAUAAGGAAGUGAGCUUCACCUCCGUUGAUGGAGUGUACUUCAACUUGCCCGUGUCCUACCCAGUCACUGGUGGGGGAUCAUCCGCCUGUAAAUUUGUGAAAAAGAAGGAUGCAUUUGUUUACACAAUCCUGGUGACUGUGGCGUUCGGCACCCCCGGUAGCCGGCUUCACCAGACAGAUGAACGGUACACUAUCACCUGCUCCUACCAGCCUGGUGCGAAGAAGGAGAGCUCGUCCAUUAAGGUGAAGCCUGGUGCUGCUGCUCCAAAGGUAAUAGAGGGAAAUACGCCCCCGAAGAGCCCCUCUGUCAUUCUCCUGUACCUUGUCGACGUCAUCGGCAGGAAGAUUUCAGGUUCCGUUAAUGCCGGCAAGAGUGUCCGCCUGAAGGCCGUCACACUCGGACCUGCUGACAAAGGCUUACGACCGGAAUCUUGCGAUGCUUUGAAUUCAAAGGGUGGUAGACUUUCUAUUCUAAGAUCAGGUUGUGGAGACGGCAUGGUGCUAAAGCAGACGCAAGGCUUUAAAACACUUGGCAAGAGAACCUACAGCGCCUUCUUCAAAGUGUUCACUGUUAACGGGGAUCCACAACUGAAGUUUGAAUGCAACUUUACGGUCUGCGCCAAAGCAUGCAAUGGCCCGUCCUGUUUUCCUAAAGGCCGAAAACGCAGAGAACAGCCAGGUGGAAGUCUAGGAAGCUUUCUGUGGAACUCUCGCAGUACUGCCAUGACGGACGUAUUCACAUUGAACGGUGCUGCGGUAGACUUUCCAAUUGAACAACCCGAAGCUCCUCGGUCACGUUUCCGACGCAACCAGUAAUUGUUGUACCCGGUUUGUAAGUGGUGGUUGGUAAAUAAAAAUAAAAACCAAAAAACAUGUUUCACUUAAUGAAACGGGGCUGGAAUCUUGGAAACGUGCAGUUGAAACUGUCACAUAUGAAAACUACAAAAAGUCUUUCAAAAGGGCCUACAAGUCUCGCGAGGCGUUACCUCCGGUACUAAGCUGGUUCUCAGCUCCCUUUGCGCACGCCACCUUGCGAUAAUGGGGGCAGGGGCCGAGCUUACUUCCGGUACCAGAUUUCCGAUGACAAGCGUAUAUUCAAGAACCAGUUCUGGUUCCAAAUUGCGCGACCGCCAACUAUGACUUUACUAGACCGGACCCAUGUACAAUUAUUUGUGCCAUGGCCCAGUUGGCGCUUCAUGCACACUCGUGUGCAACCAACCGUGCAAACAAGGGCAUGCUACUCGUCAUUAAGACUUGCAUCUUCUCAAUAUUUUAAUUCCCUUAAAUAUAGAUAACACAUUUGGUUCUCCUUUGGACCAAAAGCCCUUGAAUUGCUUGGCAUCCCGCAGUGUCUCCCCACGGGCGCUCAUAGUUAGAUUUAGUUCUUGACAAUGCGUGCUUGAUGGUGAAACUCAGAAUGUGUCGAUUCUGAAUAUCGGGUGUUGACACUACAUAUGUAGUGCGUCAUUAUUAUGAAAAUAAAAGCAUGUUCCAUUACUCAACUAAAACAAAUUA